UGCGGAGAAUCCUUCAGAACACACGGAAGUCCCCAACGUCAUCAAAGAAUCCACUCGGGAGAGAAACCUUAUAGAUGUUUGGAGUGUGGAAAAAGCUUUACUCAGUGUGGAUCCCUCCAUCAACAUCAAAGAAUUCACAUUGGAGAAAAACUACAUAAAUGUCUGGAGUGUGGAAAGUGUUUCAGUCAAAGGGGAAGCCUUUAUAUACAUCAAAGAAUCCACUCGGGAGAGAAACCCCAUGAAUGCCCAGAGUGCGGAAAGUGUUUCAUUAGAAAUGGACAACUUAAAUGCCAUCAAAGAAUCCAUACAGGAGAGAGGCCUUAUAACUGCCUGGAGUGUGGAAAAAGCUUUACUCAGUGUGGAUCCCUCCGUCUACAUCAAAGAAUUCACACUGGAGGAAAACCACAUAAAUGUCUGGAGUGUGGAAAGAGCUUCAGUGUGAAGGGAAACCUUUAUCAACAUCAAAGAAUCCAUACAGGAGAGAAACCUUAUAACUGCCUGGAGUGUGGAAAGAGCUUCAGUCAUAUGGGAAACCUUUAUAUACAUCAAAGAACCCAUUCGGGAGAGAGACCUUAUAAAUGCCUGGAGUGUGGAAAGAGCUUCAGUCAUAUGGGAAGCCUUUAUAUACAUCAAAGAACCCAUUCAGGAGAGAGACCUUAUAAAUGCCUGGAGUGUGGAAAGAGCUUCGGUGAGAGGGGAAAACUUUAUACUCAUCAAAGAAUCCAUUCAGGAGAAAAACCUUAUAAAUGCCUGGAAUGUGGAAAGAGUUUUAGUCAGAGUGCACAUGUUUAUAGACAUCAACGGAUGCAUUCAGGAGAGAAACCUUAUAAAUGCCUGGAGUGUGAAAAGAGCUUCAGUCUGAAGGGAAACCUUUAUGCACAUCAAAGAAUCCAUUCAGGAGAGAAACCGUAUAAAUGCCUGGAGUGUGAAAAGAGUUUCAAUCACAGGGGAAAUCUUUAUACACAUCAAAAAAUCCAUUCAGGAGAGAAACCCUAUAAAUGCCUGGAGUGUGGAAAGAGUUUUAGUCUGAGGGGACAACUUAAUAGACAUCAAAAAAUCCAUUCAGGAGAGAAACCUUAUAACUGCCUGGAGUGUGGAAAGAGCUUCAGUCUGAAUGGAAACCUUUAUGCACAUCAAAGAAUCCAUUCAGGAGAGAAACCAUAUAAAUGCCUGGAGUGCGGGAAGAGUUUCAGUCAAAGGGAAAACGUUCAUACACAUCAAAGAAUCCAUUCAGGAGAGAAACCAUAUAAAUGCCUGGAGUGCGGAAAGUGUUUCAGUCAAAGGGGAAGCCUUUAUAGACAUCGAAGAAUCCAUUCAGGAGAGAAACCGUAUAAAUGCCUGGAGUGCGGAAAGUGUUUC
Molecule: messenger RNA, 1359 nt
Organism: Python bivittatus (Burmese python)
Lineage: Eukaryota; Metazoa; Chordata; Lepidosauria; Squamata; Pythonidae
Source: RefSeq, a predicted model, not a curated record